Messenger RNA from Lycium ferocissimum, 551 nucleotides. RefSeq names its product ARGOS-like protein. The record is from RefSeq and is a predicted model, not a curated record. The annotation marks the transcript as partial. Gene Ontology annotation, biological process: positive regulation of organ growth. The transcript has a single exon. NCBI's taxonomy places the organism in Eukaryota, Viridiplantae, Streptophyta, Magnoliopsida, Solanales, Solanaceae.
UUCAGAUUUGUGUUGCAACUGGUAACUGUUGUUAAGAAUCUGAGCUGGAACUCAGAACUCUGGUUAAGGGCUGCAACUAUAAUUGAAAUAAGCAUGCACAUGGAAUCAUCUGAGGCAAAGUUGAGAUCAUCUAAAGGCUUUAUUAAUUUGGAACAACAUCAAUAUUUCAACAACAUGAUGGAUUUGAAGACAGUGAAGAACUCUGGUGCUGUCCAAAUGCAAGGGAAAAAGAUGGAAUAUAGCAGAUCAUUCACACAAGGGCAUAGCAAAAAGAUGUUAUCAAUGAGUUAUUUCAGUUUAGAGUCAAUGAUUUUGCUACUUUGUCUCACAGCAUCUUUGUUACUCCUGCCAUUGAUCCUUCCACCAUUGCCACCACCACCUUUUAUGCUAUUGCUAGUCCCAAUUUUUAUUCUUGUUGUUCUAUUGAUCUUAGCUUUUAUGCCUUCAAAUGUUAGAGAAAUGUAACUUAUUCAUACUUGUAAUAUUGCUUAGAAGGAAUCAUCAAAUAGAGCUCUUGUUUUAACAUAAUGUAAACACAUUUUUUCAUCUCU